AUGGUUUCUAGCAGUUAUGUUAUGAACCAUGAUUUAAGCCAGCCAGAGGUUGUCGACCUCUUGGUUGUGGGUUUCACAGGAACCCUUCAAUCCUGGUGGGAAAAGCAUCUCACCGAUGAGUCAAGAGCCAGCAUAAGAAGUGCUGUGAAAACCAAUGAGGAUGGAAUUCCUAUAUUCAAUGGGAAAGUUGGAUUAGGAGAUUCUGAUGCUGGCAACACUUUGUUCUAUACAAUUGUAGAACAUUUUAUUGGCACACCAAGUCACCUUGCGUCUAGGGUCCAUGACCAACUGAGUAACCUUAGAUGUCCAACCCUGAGCGACUUUAGAUGGUAUAAGGAUGUUUUCCUUUCUAGAGUCAUGUUAAGAGAUGAUAGCAACCAACCGUUUUGGAAAAAGAAAUUCAUAAACUGUCUGACUCACCUCUUUGCCCAUAAGAUCAAAGAUGUCUUAGUUAAUGAGAACAAUGUGAUAGAUUAUGAUAAUCUCACUUACGGGAAUAUUAUAAGUGCUAUCCAAAAAGAAGGUCUUAAGAUGUGUAUCGAUAUGAAAAUAUCUAACCAAACCAAUAAGGAUAAGAAAAAGGCUAAGUAUGAAAUGGGUGCAGAUCUGAACUGUAUACAAGAAGGAUUGGUUCCUACGAAGUAUUACAACCAGGAUGGUUUAAUUACCUAUCCUAUGGAUGAAAAUGUUAAGUUUAAGUUUCUGGCUAAACCAGAAUUAAGUCAGUUGAAUACUUUUAAAAGCAAUUCAUUCUCUAAGUCUGUUAACCUAAUAAAGUCAAAGACCCAACAAAUAGGGUUUUUACAAGAAGAGAUUAAGGUUAAAAGAAUUGAAGAACAAUUAAGUCAAAAGACCCUUCAGCAAAGAAUCCAACUCUUUGAGGAUAAGAUCAAAAGUGAAGUUUGUUCUGAUAUCCCUACUGCCUUUUGGCGUAGGAAGAAGCACACUGUAAGCCUUCCUUAUAUCAAAGAUUUUGAUGAAGGAAAAAUCACCACUAAGGCCAGACCCAUUCAAAUGAGUCAUGAAGUUACCAAACUUUGCCGGAAAGAAAUAGAAGAUCUAUUGCACAAAGGCAUAAUUCGUAAAAGUAAGUCCCAUUGGUCUUGUUCAGCCUUUUAUGUUCAGAAAAAUGCUGAGCUUGAGAGAGGAGCUCCUAGGUUGGUUAUCAACUACAAGCCCCUUAACAAAGUCUUGGAAUGGAUAAGAUAUCCAAUUCCAAAUAAAAGAGACCUAAUCAAUAGGUUAAGCGGAUCCAUGAUCUUCUCUAAGUUUGACAUGAAAAGUGGAUUUUGA
Messenger RNA from Alnus glutinosa, 1293 nucleotides. RefSeq lists its product as uncharacterized. Bases 1 to 1293 code for a protein of 430 amino acids. The transcript has 3 exons. Lineage: Eukaryota; Viridiplantae; Streptophyta; Magnoliopsida; Fagales; Betulaceae. The record is from RefSeq and is a predicted model, not a curated record.